AUGAUUGCGAAGGUUCCUGCGUUGGAUCUGGAAGAGCCUGUCGUCCUCCAUGAGGACCUCGCUACGACAUUUACCGGUGUCAUCCAUCCGGUUUCCACUGCUGAGGUGCCCGUACACCAGUAUCGUGGAAUAAAAUACGCCAGCAUCCCUGCGCGCUUCCGUCAGUCGAGGCUGAACACUACAUAUCCUCCCCAGACGGACGCUAGUCACUAUGGACCUAUCUGCCCGCAGUCAAGACAACCCGACGCGGACGCAGAACUGUUUGGCAUUUCUGAGGACAACAUACCUGUCCAGCUUCUAAAACAAAAUGAAUUCGAAUGCUUGAAUCUUAACAUCACUUGUCCCGGUAGUGCGACACCAGAGUCGCGUCUCCCUGUUAUGCUCUGGGUACACGGGGGCGGAAACCGUGGUUCAGGCUCCAAGUGGGUCUAUGACGGUGGCGCCUUCGUACAGAAAAGCAUGCUCAUUGGCAAGCCUGUGAUUAUGAUCACCUUCAACUAUCGCCUUGGUCUCUUGGGCUUCGCCGCGAGCACUGCCCUUCGUGAGGACAACAGGGCUGCAGGGGACGAGGGCGUCGGUAACUACGGUCUUCGCGACCAGCGGCGAGCGCUAGAAUGGGUUUAUCACUUCAUUUCGGCCUUCGGCGGAGACCCUUCGAACAUCGCGCUCUUCGGCGAGUCGACGGGCGCUGCCGAUAUUCUCUGCCACCUUCACUCUGCUUCAAAUGAGAGACAACCCCUUGUCCAGCGCGCCAUCGUCCAGAGCGCUAUCAUGGACCUCGAGAUCCCGACUGUCCAUGCCGCCGGAUGGCAGCUGUCGAGAUAUAUGGCCGCGCUGCAUGUGCAGAGCAUCGACCAGCUCCGCAAGGUAGAUGCGGACAAGCUCGUCAUGCUUGGCGGGAGCGUGCGCGCAGUCAACGAUGGUGUUUUCUUCUACAAACACUUCUCCGGCUCGCUGGCUCCCGAGGCCGAGCAGCCAGUGGAACACAGACACGGCCGCUCGCACCAUCUUGCCCACAAUCACAACCAUACCCACCUUCGCGCCGGCUCGCGGUCUCGCUCGCGUGCGCGACACACGCCCGUGCCGACGCGCCAGCAACCACUGCUCAUCGGCGAUUGCAGCGACGAGGCGCUCCUCUGGGCGCUCCCCGCGUCGAUGUGGUCGGCGACAGCGAUUGAACGCCGCGUACGCGCGAUCUGCCAGUCGCUCACGAAGGCAAAUGCGCUCCUGCGUGCAUACGACAUUUACCCACAUGCACCGCCGGACGAGCUGCAUGCGCGCGUACUCGAACUCAUCAAUGAUGCGCGCUUUGCUUGGCCCGCGGAAUGCGUCGCUGCCCACGCACGACGCGAGCGCGGGGGUAAGGGCGUGUACCGCUACGUGUUCGACCAGGAGGGCCCAGGGCGGGCCGUUCCGCACCAUGCGGUCGAUUUGGUGUAUCUCUUCGACAACGUGCCUUUCCCGACGAACCCGGCGCCGGGGAAGCCCCUCGGUCCUUCGCAGCUCAUGCCGGAGCACUUCGACUCAGACUCGGACGACGGGGACUUUCCGCAGCUUGCGCCCGAGCAUCACGAACACGCACCGGCGACGGGCCUUGUAGGCCUUUCCGCGCUUACGCUCGAUGCCGAGAUGGACAGCGGUGCGUCGGACUCGGACGUGUCGACCGACAGUGGGUUCGUGGACGACUGGGGCGUGCCUAUCGUCGACGACUACGCGUACACGCGGGUGCGGGAUGCGAUACAGGCACGCUGGAUUGCGUUCGCGUAUGGCGAGGCGCCGUGGGCAGAGGACAGAGUGUUCGUGUUUGGGCCUGAGGGUGAGACCGGAGAGCGGUCGAUGAGCAUAUUUGAGGGUCGGCGAAGAGCGAAGGUGUGGAGGGAGGUGUUGGAGCCGUUGGGAAUGGAGGUCGUGCAGAAGGUGGGCACGGAGCUUGCCAAUGGCCCUGCGCUACCGGCGAGGGGGCAUUGGUGA
This is a messenger RNA of Rhodofomes roseus, 1971 nucleotides long. Its product is annotated as carboxylesterase. NCBI's taxonomy places the organism in Eukaryota, Fungi, Basidiomycota, Agaricomycetes, Polyporales, Fomitopsidaceae. The record is from RefSeq and is a predicted model, not a curated record. Bases 1 to 1971 code for a protein of 656 amino acids. The transcript has 5 exons.